AUGGACGCUGCUCUUCGUCAGUCGAAGGCAUUGUGUCCUUUCUUGAAGAAGACCUCUCCUGCCACUCUUCGCUCCCUUUCCACCUCUUCUCCGGCUCGCCAGGCCUCUCCCGGCGGUGGCAGCAUGUCCAAUUUGCAGACCAUUGCUCGUCGCUGCCCCGUCAUGGGAAAGGCUCUCGCCGUGCAAACCGCCAAAACCGCAAAUGUUGGACUGGGAGGCGUCGCUGCAAUCGGUGCAAUCCGGGCUUUCACAGGCAAGGCUAGCAAGAACAACUCUGGCAAGGCAGGAUUGCACACCACUCGUCCUCGCGAUGCUAAGAUUGAGGAUACCCUCUUUAAUCGCGAAACUCGAGUUCCCCUCCCUCAACAUACCAAACCACCCGCCGCCCACCAACACAAUGCACGUAAAUUCGAUUAUGAAGGGUUUUACAAUGCCGAGUUGGAUAAGAAGCACAAGGACAAGUCUUACCGCUACUUUAACAACAUCAAUCGCCUGGUCAAAGAGUUCCCGCGUGCGCACAUGUCCAGCAAGACCGAGAAGGUCACAGUCUGGUGCAGCAAUGAUUACCUCGGAAUGGGAAGAAAUCCACAGGUUUUGAAGGCAAUGCACAACACUCUCGACGAAUAUGGAGCUGGAGCGGGAGGAACCCGAAAUAUAUCCGGUCACAACCAACAUGCCGUCAGUCUCGAAGCAACACUUGCCAAAUUGCAUGCAAAGGAUGCUGCAUUGGUAUUUACCUCUUGCUAUGUUGCGAACGAUGCAACGCUCGCGACCCUGGGAAGCAAGCUGCCGGAUUGUGUCAUCCUUUCGGAUAGCUUGAACCAUGCGUCAAUGAUCCAGGGAAUUCGCCACUCGGGAGCCAAGAAGGUAGUCUUCAAGCAUAAUGAUUUAGCGGAUCUCGAAGCAAAGCUUGCUGCACUUCCCGCAGAAGUGCCGAAGAUUAUCGCUUUCGAGUCUGUUUAUUCCAUGUGUGGUUCUAUUGGUCCAAUUGAGGGUAUUUGUGAUCUGGCUGACAAGUAUGGCGCAAUUACCUUUUUGGAUGAAGUCCAUGCCGUUGGCAUGUAUGGACCACAUGGUGCUGGUGUAGCUGAACAUCUCGAUUAUGAAGCUCAUGUCAACGGUCGUCCUCGUGGGACCGUCAUGGACCGAAUUGAUAUCAUCACUGGAACUCUCGGCAAGGCCUAUGGUUGUGUUGGUGGUUAUAUUGCCGGCUCGGCCAAAAUGGUUGAUGCUAUUCGUUCUCUCGCUCCUGGAUUCAUUUUCACUACUUCUCUUCCUCCGGCCACCAUGAAAGGUGCAGAAACUGCCAUCGAGUACCAAAUGGAAUACCAAGGCGAUCGCCGGUUACAACAACUCCACACUCGUGCAGUCAAGGACUCACUUGAUGAACUUGAUAUUCCUGUCAUGCACAAUCCUAGUCACAUCAUUCCUCUACUUGUCGGCAAUGCUGAAAAAGCAAAGGCUGCAUCUGAUCUUCUCCUAGAGAAGCACGACAUUUAUGUUCAAUCCAUCAACUACCCUACCGUUCCGGUUGGCCAAGAACGUCUUCGUAUUACCCCAACUCCAGGUCACACCCGCGAAUUCCGCGAACAUCUUGUCUCUGCUCUGGACUCAGUCUGGACCGAGUUAGGCCUCAAGCGCACCAGCGAAUGGGCUAGCCAGGGAGGAUUUAUUGGUGUCGGUGAGCAAGGUGCCAAACAACCCGAACCACUCUGGACCGAUCAACAACUCGGUGUCGACAAGGUCGUCAAGGAGAUGAAAGCUGGUGGUCCAGUCGGCGUCAUGGAAGCACUUCUCGAAAGAGAGCGUGAAGAGAUGGCUAGGGCUGUUUCAGCUGCUGCUUAA
Molecule: messenger RNA, 1845 nt
Organism: Glarea lozoyensis ATCC 20868
Lineage: Eukaryota; Fungi; Ascomycota; Leotiomycetes; Helotiales; Helotiaceae
Product: PLP-dependent transferase
Exons: 2
Coding region: 1-1845 (614 amino acids)
Biological process (GO): heme biosynthetic process
Cellular component (GO): mitochondrion
Molecular function (GO): 5-aminolevulinate synthase activity; pyridoxal phosphate binding
Source: RefSeq, a predicted model, not a curated record